Gloeophyllum trabeum ATCC 11539 is the source of this 816-nucleotide messenger RNA. RefSeq lists its product as uncharacterized. The transcript has 3 exons. Gene Ontology annotation, molecular function: protein kinase activity; ATP binding. The annotation marks the transcript as partial. The record is from RefSeq and is a predicted model, not a curated record. NCBI's taxonomy places the organism in Eukaryota, Fungi, Basidiomycota, Agaricomycetes, Gloeophyllales, Gloeophyllaceae. Gene Ontology annotation, biological process: protein phosphorylation.
GGGGUCGAUCCCACAGUGACCUUUGCCACCGAUGAGGAAACAGACCGAGCCAAGGCGAUAUUGGACAAGGAGUCCAUCGAGAAGAGCAAGCCUAUGCUGAAGAUUCGAGUAAACGACAGCACUGGCGACAAGGAAUUGAUCGUGUCGAAACGUCGAUUUUUCUAUCCCACGGCUAUAGGUCGAGGAACGUGCUGCUAUGUGGCAGCCGACUUGACGACUGGAAAGCGAGUAUUUCUCAAAGACUCGUGGCGUUAUGAUGGCGACCGGCUGGAACGAGAAGGAGAUAUUUACGAGCUGUUGUAUGCGAAGGGGGUCUCGAAUAUUGCUCGCGUCAUCUACCACGGAGAUGUGAAGGAUCAAGAGGGGCGAGCCGAUCAGCGAUCGGUAUCUGCCAUGUACGCCGAGGAGAACUGGGCCCUCAGGACCCGGACGCUGGCUCAGCAUCAACACUAUCGUAUCGUGCUAGAUACCGUCGGGAAGAAGCUCACCGAAGCAUCCUCGUCGAGGUCCAUCGUCAAAGGCAUUCUCGACGCUCUCAUUGCCCACAAAGAGGCCUACGAGAAAGCCGAUAUCCUACACCGGGACCUCAGUCUCGGAAAUAUCAUAAUGAUUGAUGAUGAUCAUGCUAUAUUGAUUGACUGGGACUUGUCGAGGCCCGUCAAAUCAUUGCGGGAAGAGAAUGCACGGGUGCGAGAUCGUACGGGCACUUGGCAAUUCAUCUCACACGCUUUGCUCCAACUAACACUCAAACUACACACUCGCCAGGAUGAUCUCGAGUCUUCCUACUGGAUCCUUCUCUGGACGUGUCUCCACCAC